This is a messenger RNA of Glycine soja, 399 nucleotides long. RefSeq lists its product as uncharacterized. NCBI's taxonomy places the organism in Eukaryota, Viridiplantae, Streptophyta, Magnoliopsida, Fabales, Fabaceae. The transcript is spliced from 4 exons. The coding region runs from base 1 to 399 and encodes 132 amino acids. The record is from RefSeq and is a predicted model, not a curated record.
AUGACUGAGACAAGUAUGCGAGUGAGGAAUGUCGAUGUGUAUGGAUUCCUCGAGCCACAAUCCAUACAAAGAUUUGGGCAAUCGCAAUUUGAAUCAGAAAAUUAUAGUAAGAGCUGGAUGCAGAAUUCAAGGAGGGAUGCGUACCUAGGAGCCUACUUGAAUGGUGGACAUUGGCAAAUGGUUGUCAUUUUGCCUAAGGAAAAUGUUGUCAUUUGGUUUUGUUCGUUGCAUAAUAGGCCAGAAAACUACCUCAAAGGAAUUAUUAACGAUGCUUUGAAAGGACUUGACGGUACUCCACAAAGUAAAUCCAAGGCUACUGCUAGGUGGAUUCUUGUUAAAUAUUUCAAUUGUGCUAGACCAUUCGAACCAGAGAGAUUGAAGACACUUCGCAUCCAGUGA